AUGGCGGAUAUAAACGAUUUAUUUGCCUGCUUUGACGAACCGCCUUCGAGUGAAGUGACAGGGCUUUUACCGCUACCUGAAAAUGUGACCAAUUCAUCUGCUGAAGACGACAUCAAAUCUAAGAAACGACCCCAUGAUGAAGUUGAAUAUGCCAACACAGAAAUUAAACCAGAAGAUAAUAAAAAGCAAAAAACUGAUGAAGAUGAAUCAGAUUUACUAGAAGAUCUUCACUUAGACAUAAAGAACUCAAGAAUAGUGAUACACACACUUGAAACUCAUGAGGGUUGUACACAUGAAGUUGCAAUUCCACCCAACCAUCAGUACACCCCUUUACAACCAAUGUCUGAAACCCCAGCUAAACAGUAUACUUUCAUUUUGGAUCCAUUUCAAAAGGAGGCGAUUAUGUGCAUAGAUAAUGUACAGUCAGUUUUAGUGUCGGCCCACACUUCUGCAGGAAAAACUGUGGUGGCAGAGUAUGCUAUAGCUUUGUCACUAAAAAAACAACAGAGAGUUAUAUAUACUACACCAAUCAAAGCCCUCUCAAAUCAGAAGUACAGAGAAUUUUCAGAGGAAUUCAAAGACGUUGGUUUAAUUACUGGAGAUGUGACAAUUAAUCCCACAGCUUCGUGCCUCAUAAUGACAACGGAGAUUUUAAGGAACAUGUUAUAUAGAGGAUCAGAAAUCAUGCGUGAAGUUGGAUGGGUUGUAUUUGAUGAAAUCCAUUACAUGAGAGAUAAGGAGAGGGGUGUAGUAUGGGAAGAAACUCUAAUUCUACUGCCUGACAAUGUCCACUACGUAUUCUUAUCAGCUACAAUUCCAAACGCCCGUCAGUUUGCAGAAUGGGUUUGUCGACUUCAUUCACAGCCUUGCCAUGUGGUUUACACUGAGUACCGACCCACACCUUUACAACAUUACAUUUUCCCUGCUGGGGGCGAUGGUAUACAUUUAGUUGUAGAUGAGAAGGGUCAGUUUAAAGAAGAUAACUUCAACACAGCAAUGGCAGUUCUAAGCAACGCCGGUGAAGCGGCAAAAGGUGACCAACGGGGUCGUAAAGGUGGUCCCAGAGGAAAUAAUAACACAAACAUUUUUAACAUAGUUAAAAUGAUCAUGGAAAGGAACUUUGCACCGGUUAUUAUAUUCAGCUUCAGUAAGAAAGACUGUGAGCUUUAUGCUAUGCAGAUGGCAAAAUUAGAUUUUAAUACUAUCGAAGAAAAGAAACUUGUAGAUGAAGUGUUCAACAACGCAAUGGAUGUACUUUCCGAAGAAGAUCGAAAAUUGCCCCAGGUCGAAAAUGUGAUCCCACUUCUGAGACGUGGUAUUGGUAUCCAUCAUGGUGGUCUUCUACCAAUACUUAAAGAAACCAUUGAGAUUCUCUUUGGUUUGGGACUUAUUAAGGCUCUCUUUGCCACGGAAACAUUCGCUAUGGGACUUAACAUGCCUGCAAGAACUGUUGUGUUUACUAAUUGUCAGAAAUUCGAUGGCAGAGAUUUUAGAUUUAUUACCUCAGGAGAGUACAUUCAAAUGUCCGGUCGUGCAGGUCGGCGUGGUCUCGAUGACAAGGGAAUAGUUAUCCUAAUGAUAGACCAAAAAGUGGCUCCCAACACUGUCAAGAGUAUGGUGCAAGGAAAAGCAGAUCCUAUUAAUUCGGCAUUCCAUCUAACUUACAACAUGGUAUUGAAUUUGAUGCGAGUUGAAGAAAUUAAUCCCGAAUACAUGCUUGAGAGAAGUUUCUUCCAAUUUCAAAAUCAGGCUGCUAUUCCAGAUAUUAUAGAGAAGGUGCAAAACAAACAAAAGGAAUACGACGCAUUGACUAUAGAGCAAGAACACUCCAUAGGAUCGUAUUGUGCACUUCGAUCACAGCUUGACCUUCUCGGUGCACAGUUUCGAUCAUUUAUCACACGCCCAGAGUACCUCAAACCAUUCUUGCAGCCCGGACGGCUUGUUAAGAUCAAAACAGAGAAGUAUGAAUACGACUGGGGCAUCAUAGUGAACUUCCGUCAUAAAACUGGUAAGGGCAAGAAGGGGAAAGAAGAAAACCCGCUCACAGCAGACACAGUGAUCAUGGUGGAUACGCUGUUACAUGUUAAGAAAGCGACUGAAGAUGACGUGGAUGUCAAUGUACCUUGUCCCUCUGGUGAAAAAGGCGAUGUAGAAGUUGUCCCAGUAAUACACACGUUAAUCAAUCAGAUCAGUUCACUUCGGGUGUACUAUCCUAAAGACUUAAGACCAGCGGAUAAUAGAAAAUCAGUUCUCAAGACAAUCAAUGAGGUGAAAAAACGAUUUCCAGAUGGACCACCUCUAUUGAAUCCUAUAAAGGACAUGAAAAUUGACGACCCAGUGUUCAAGGAAUGUGUGGACAAAAUCAAAAUAUUGGAAGAAAGAUUAUAUGCUCACCCAUUACACAAAGAUAAGAAUCGAGGUGCCUUAACAGCCGCAUAUGAGAAGAAACAAGAGGUAUAUGAAGAUUUGAAGCAAGCGAAACAAGAACUAAGGAAAGCGAAGAGUAUUCUACAAAUGGACGAGCUGAAGAAGCGGAAACGUGUUUUAAGAAGAAUGGGAUAUUGCACUAUGGCGGAUGUCAUUGAGUUGAAGGGACGGAUCGCGUGUGAGUUGAGUAGCGCUGACGAGCUGCUACUAACGGAGUUGAUAUUCAAUGGAGUGUUCAACAAUCUAACGCCAGAGCAGUGUGCCGCGCUGGUGAGCUGUUUCGUCUGUGACGAGAACUCUUCACAGGCGUCCGCGACAGGAGAGGAACUGCGGGGGGUGCUUAGACAAUUACAGGAAUUCGCAAGACGCAUAGCCAAGAUAUCGAUAGAUGCAAACAUGGAUAUUAAUGAGGACGACUAUGUGGGCAAGUUCAAGUGCACCAUUAUGGACGUGGUGUUCGCUUGGGCGCAAGGAGCCAAUUUCCUGCAGAUCUGCCAGAUGACUGACGUAUUUGAAGGCUCGAUAAUCCGUUGCAUGCGUCGCUUGGAAGAGGUUCUGCGUCAGUUGUGCCAAGCAGCCAAGAACAUCGGAAACACAGACUUGGAGCAAAAGUUCAGUGACGGCAUCAGAUUGCUCAAACGUGACAUCAUCUUCGCCGCCAGUCUUUACAUGUAA
Molecule: messenger RNA, 3102 nt
Organism: Leptosia nina
Lineage: Eukaryota; Metazoa; Arthropoda; Insecta; Lepidoptera; Pieridae
Source: the annotation of a GenBank genome assembly